Phyllostomus discolor (pale spear-nosed bat) is the source of this 3844-nucleotide messenger RNA. RefSeq names its product zinc finger protein 853 (gene ZNF853). The transcript is spliced from 4 exons. The coding region runs from base 1081 to 2988 and encodes 635 amino acids. NCBI's taxonomy places the organism in Eukaryota, Metazoa, Chordata, Mammalia, Chiroptera, Phyllostomidae. Gene Ontology annotation, biological process: regulation of transcription by RNA polymerase II. The record is from RefSeq and is a predicted model, not a curated record. Gene Ontology annotation, molecular function: DNA-binding transcription factor activity, RNA polymerase II-specific; RNA polymerase II cis-regulatory region sequence-specific DNA binding. Gene Ontology annotation, cellular component: nucleus.
GAUGAGUUUAGCUCUCCAGGCAACGAGAGCGCCUCGGCCCACCGCCCGGCGGAAGAGCGUCCGUGGCGUGGAGGGGAAAGAGCCCCUUCCGAGCCCGCCGGGCCUGGGGCGCGGCCUCCUCGUUAACUCGGUGUCACCUAUUGGACCGCAACUUGUGCGAGGUCCAGGGGCCCCCUGAGGCUGAGCGCCUCCGCGGAGACCAGUGCAGCGACUGUCGGGUCGCCAAGCCCUGCGCGCAGACGCGCGCGCCUGGGGAUGCGUCAGAGCGCGCUGCUCUCUCCGCUCCGCAGGGUCCCCGCCUCGCGUCCCACGCCACGGGGGGAGCGGCCGGCUGGGAAGGGUUAAGCCCACCGAGCUCGCGGCUGCCUAGAGCGGCGGCGGUGGUGGUGGCGGCGGCGGCGGCGGCGGGGGCCGUGGCGCGCCCCCGUGGGCGGCGGGCGGGGGACAGGAUGCGGAUGCUGGGGGUACUUCCUGUGCCGGCCCCCGCUGCCCCCACCCCGGCCGGGCCGCUGCCCGCACGGACGCAGGCCAGCUGGACGCACACUCGGGCGGGCGGGCGAGUGAACCCGGACCCCCGCGCGGCCACGUCGCCCGCCCCCCCGCCCGAGGCCCACGGGAUCUGGACACCUGUGGCCGCUGGCGGAGUCCAGCCGGACCCGGACUGCCCUGAGCUGAGCCUCCUGAGCCCAGACAGGAGUCUCCUGGCCCCUGCCAAGCUCAACCUGGGUCAGGCCACCUGGUCCGCUCUGGAGCCCGUGGCGCGCACCAGGGUCGCCGCCCCCCAGCGCUGAACCCAGCGCUGGAUGGGGCUCCCUCUCCACGCCCGGGAGCCGACACCAACUUCUGCUCUUCAACUCAGCUCUGUCCCUUCUUCUGGCCCAGGGCGACCUCAACAGCCCUGACAGCUGCCCGGCCCUCCGGAGUGCCCGGAAAGGUGCCCUGGGUGGGGUCCAGCUCGGCCCCAGCUCUUUCUGGAUGGAGGUGCCACAGGAAGGAGCUGGCUGAGGGCUCUGGCCUUCACCUUCCAGCCCCUGCCGCUCACACCUGCCCUGGUGCAGAGGCUGCGGUGAGAAGCAGGAAAUGGUGUACCAGCCGGCUCCCCGGAACCUUGGCUUGACCGCCGGCAUGGCGCUGGGGCCGGCGACUAAGACCUUUGUGCUGGAGCUGCGGUGUGUUGCAGAUGGGGGCCCAGGGCCCCCCACCCUCUCAGGUGGCAGCGGUGGGAGUGAGAGUCAGGAGGAAGACGAGGCUCGGGAGAGGAGAAGCAACCCCACACGGCCAGCAGUCUUUGCCCGGAAGGGGGCCAGUGAGGUCGCCGAGGAAGCCCAGCCAAGACGGCCACAAAGCCGGCCAUCAGGCCAUUGGCCAGAACCGCAGCAGCAACGAGACGGACAAGAACAGCUGCCGCAGCGACAGCGGGGACGACGGGAAAAACGCCGACCCCGGAGACGUCAGCAACUGCCGCGGAGGCAAGGAUUGCGAGAGGAGCAAGUUCAAGAGCGACGGCUGUCGCAGCAACAGCAGGAGCAGCUGCAGUGGCGGCAGCAGGAUGGGCAGCAGCCGCUGCCUCAGCGACAGCAGGAACCACAGGAAGGACCCCGAUCUGUGCACCGUGAGCCACAGAAGCUGACGCAACAGCAGGGAGAGUUACAAGCACAGCAAGUGCACGAGCAACAGCAGGAACUGCUAGAACGGCAGGCACAGUUGCAGCAGCAGCCGCAGCAGCAGCAGGAGCAGGAGCAGGAGCAAGAACAGUUGCAGCAGCAGCUGUUGCAGCAGCAGCAGUUUCUACAGCAACACCAGUUCCAGCAGCAGCUGUUGCAGCAGCAGCAGCAGGAACAGCUGCAGCAGCAGUUUUUACAGCAACAACAGUUCCAGCAGCAGCUGUUGCAGCAGCAGCAGCAGGAACAGCUGCAGCAGCAGCAGCUGCAGCCUCGUCCACUGGAGCCGGGGGAGGAGGAAGAGGUGGAGCUGGAGCUCAUGCCAGUGGACCUGGGGUCGGAGCAGGAACUGGAGCGGCAGCGGCAGGAGCUGGAGCGGCAGCAGGAGCUGGAGCGGCAGCAGGAGCUGGAGCGACAACAGGAACAGCUGCAGCUGCAGAUCAAACUGCAGGAGCAGCUGCAGCAGCUGGAGAAGCAGCUGGAGCAGCAGCAGCAGCAGCUGGAGCAGCAGGAGGUGCGGCUGGAGCUGACCCCGGUGGAGCUAGGGGCCCAGCAGCAGGAGGUGCAGCUGGAGCUGACACCCGUGCAACCAGAGCUGCAGCUGGAGCUCGUGCCUGCCGUGGGGGCAGGUGGGGCUUCAGGGCCGGGGGCUCCAGCCGCUGUCAUGGUGGCCCCCCCGGGCUACGUGGUGCUGCAGGAGCUCAUGGUACUGCCGGCUGUACCCCCGCCGGCGGUGGUACCCAUCUCGGGCCCCGCGGGCAGUGCGGCUCUGGCGCCAGCCAGGCAGCGGCGACGGCGGCGCGCCCGGGACCGGCCGACCAUCUGUGGCGAGUGUGGCAAGGGCUUCAGCCGCAGCACCGACCUGAUACGGCACCAGUCCACACACACGGGCGAGCGGCCGCACCGCUGCAGCGAGUGUGGCAAGGGCUUCUCGCAGCACUCGAACCUGGUGACGCACCAGCGCAUCCACACCGGCGAGAAGCCCUACGCCUGCUCCUACUGCUCCAAGCGCUUCAGCGAGAGCUCCGCGCUCGUGCAGCACCAGCGCACGCACACGGGCGAGCGGCCCUACGCCUGCGGGGACUGCGGCAAGCGCUUCAGCGUUUCGUCCAACCUGCUGCGCCACAGGCGCACGCACUCGGGCGAGCGGCCCUACGUCUGCGAGGACUGCGGCGAGCGCUUCCGCCACAAAGUCCAGAUCCGCCGCCACGAGCGCCAGCUGCACGGAGCCGGCCGCUCCCGGGGCCUGGGUCUGCUCCGCAACACGCGUUCGGCUACCGGUGGGCCUCUGCGCACUGAGCAGGCCGCAGGGGACAAGGCUCCAUGACCAGGAGGGGGCCGGCUCCUCUGAUUUGGGAGGCACUGCACCUUGCCCGCGGGUACCAUCUUGACCCUGCUCUGAUGUUUUCCGACAUCCUGGAAUCUCGCUGGGAAAAGGCCUCCAUCUGUCCUCGGGAUCGCCCUUGGGAACACUCGCGAGAGAAAAGCGGGUAUGGCCGAGACCGCGCGGAUGUCGCACAUUAGCACAAACAGCACACGCUAUGCUUUGGGGAUCCGGCACCGAUUGGUGAGGAGACCGCCCCACAGCGCCUCCCCUGGGAGGCCUGGGCUUGCCAGAAAUGAGAGGCGCCGGACAAAACUUCCAGGGACAGAUGGGACAGAUGGGACAGUUGGACCCGAUCGAACUCCAUCCAGGGAAUCAAAUACACCUGGUAAAACGCACACAAAAAGGAUUUGAUCCUGGCAAGACUUAUUUCAAGGGAAUAUGGGGGGAAAGGCAACUCGUCCACACUACGUGGAGAACCGCCCGAGGCGUUCCAUCGCCCUCAGUUGCAGUUGCUCCGAAAACACGUUCUCGAACAGAAACUCAUCAGGGUGGACAUAGUCCUGAUUUGAAUGUUUGCGUUCCUAAACACAGGGUCAGAGUGUCCGCUGGGACAUGUGCAAAUGCCAGGACGUCCUGCUCUGCUCUGGGCAGAAGGUAAAACCUUCCCCGCAGGGCCACCGGAGUCCUGGUGAGCGUGGGAAGCAGGCUGUGGGCCUCCGCGCCUGUUCCCCUGUCCAAAGUGGCCCCCUCGUGUCCUCUUGCAUAGAAGCCUGUGGCUGACGCAGAGGGCAUUCUGGGAGUGCUGUCCAAGGUCCAAAGGAAUGAUUCCUCUCUCCCCCCCCCGACCCCCACCACC